AGGAGGGUAUCAACAUGGCGGCCUCCUUGCGUCUGGGUCGUCAAGGAAUUGUAUUCGGCCUUAAAUUAUCGAACAUUAAUAAAUAUUUGUGGAUCACGCAGUCGUCACAGGAGCACGCCAGACACUUCUUUCAGUCUCCAUGGGCCUUCGGUGUCGCCCCACUCAAUGUGCAAAUGCCAGCUCUCUCACCAACCAUGGAGGAGGGAAACAUUGUCAAAUGGCUGAAGAAAGAAGGUGAGGCAGUGGCAGCAGGUGAUGCCCUUUGUGAAAUUGAGACCGACAAAGCUGUCGUUACUAUGGAAUCUAAUGACGAUGGUAUCAUGGCAAAGAUCCUGAUCGAGGAGGGCAGUCGCAAUGUGCGCCUGGGAACUCUCAUUGCUGUUAUGGCGGAGGAAGGACAAGACUGGACACAGGUGGAGAUUCCCCCUCCAUCCGCACCUCCACCUGCUAUACAUGAAACCAUUGCCUCUGUUGUGCCCCCUGCUUUUUCUUCACCACCUUCUCCACCCAAAAUAGUCCCAGCAGGAUUGUUACGACUAAGCCCAGCAGCAAGGCGCAUCCUGGACACUCAUGGCAUUGAUCCAAAACUGGCCACACCUUCUGGACCUCGAGGACUAAUCACUAAGGAAGAUGCAUUAAAUCUUUUGAAGAUGUCUCCGGGGCCAAAGACGACACUCAUGACUGCCCCACCUUGUCUGAGCCCUGCUCCGACCCCAGCAGCUAUUCCACCACCACCAGGCAACAGACCCAACAUACCUCCUCUUUCUGUACCAGGAAAGCCAGACGCACCGGGCACUUUCACAGAGCUUCCAGCCUCAAAUGUUCGCCGCGUGAUUGCUCAAAGACUAACGCAGUCAAAAACCACCAUUCCCCAUGCUUACGCCUCUGUUGACUGUGACAUGGCUGCAGUCAUGAACCUUCGAAAAGAUUUAGCCAAAGACCUGAUCAAGGUUUCUGUUAAUGAUUUCAUUAUCAAGGCAGCUGCUGUUACGCUUAAAGAGCUACCAGAUGUGAACGUGACCUGGUCAGAUGAUGGACCCCAAGCACUUGACUCUAUUCACAUUUCAAUUGCUGUUGCAACUGACAAAGGCCUCAUUACCCCCAUCAUCAGAGACGCUGCAAACAAAGGUGUUCAGGAGAUCUCAACUAAUGCAAAGGCAUUGGCCCAGAAGGCUCGAGAUGGAAAACUUUUACCUGAAGAGUACCAGGGAGGCUCAUUCAGUAUAUCCAACCUGGGGAUGUUUGGCAUCAGUGGCUUCAGUGCUGUGAUCAACCCUCCGCAAGCUUGCAUCCUCGCCAUCGGGACCCCCAGAGCUGAAUUAAGUCUACGUGACGACAACCAGACCCUGCGCACCCAACAGCUGAUGACCGUCACCUUGUCAAGUGACGGGCGGCUUGUCGAUGAUGAGCUGGCCUCAAGAUUUCUUGAAAGAUUCCGCGCCAACCUCGAGGAACCUCAGCGCAUGGCGUUAGCCUGAAAUAUCCAGAACACUAAUUAGAGAUCAAGCAAAGCCUCCCCUCUGCCUCAUCACUCCUUACAAAGUGUAAGGAGGUGCAGGGUCACAUUGUGGUCUUUGGCAGGCACCAGUCUUUGUCAAAUUGACCUGUCAGUUAUUUAGGAAUAUUUCCAACUGCCAAUUUGCAUAGAAAGGCCCAUUCUACAUGUUGGAUGUUCCUUCAUCACACCAUGUUUGUGUACACAUAUUUAAAGCUGUCUGUUCGAUUAUGUCUGUACACUGUCAAAAUCUAUAAGCAUAACACAAAUAGCACUGUAAACAUCAUUUAAACUUCUUUGUAAUAUUUAUUACACUCACUUGAGGUAUUUCCCAUUACAUUCAGAAUUCAAUAAUUUAAUGUUAAGAAAAGAAACGUAAUUAUCAAGGUAACUAAUCGCACAGUCCCUCAUGCAAACAGAUUGCAAUCAGUUUUAAGUGAGAGCCUCUAAAAUUCAAAUAAAAAGUUUGUUGAUUUGACCAUUAUUAUA
Messenger RNA from Phycodurus eques (leafy seadragon), 1984 nucleotides. RefSeq names its product pyruvate dehydrogenase complex component X (gene pdhx). The coding region runs from base 15 to 1478 and encodes 487 amino acids. Gene Ontology annotation, molecular function: acyltransferase activity. The transcript has 11 exons. Lineage: Eukaryota; Metazoa; Chordata; Actinopteri; Syngnathiformes; Syngnathidae. Gene Ontology annotation, cellular component: pyruvate dehydrogenase complex; mitochondrion. The record is from RefSeq and is a predicted model, not a curated record. Gene Ontology annotation, biological process: pyruvate decarboxylation to acetyl-CoA.